Cloeon dipterum is the source of this 1137-nucleotide messenger RNA. RefSeq names its product zinc finger Y-chromosomal protein 2-like. Gene Ontology annotation, cellular component: nucleus. Bases 1 to 1137 code for a protein of 378 amino acids. Gene Ontology annotation, biological process: regulation of transcription by RNA polymerase II. The record is from RefSeq and is a predicted model, not a curated record. The transcript has 5 exons. Gene Ontology annotation, molecular function: DNA-binding transcription activator activity, RNA polymerase II-specific; RNA polymerase II cis-regulatory region sequence-specific DNA binding. NCBI's taxonomy places the organism in Eukaryota, Metazoa, Arthropoda, Insecta, Ephemeroptera, Baetidae.
AUGUCGUUCGCGAGACCACUCUGCGUUUUGUGCGAGCGUCCGGCGGCGGACGGAUUUGUCCAAGCUGUCGACGUGGACAAGGAGAAGCUGCAGACUUGGUUGCUGAACCUUUGCGGCUACGAAUUUGCCGAGGAAAUAGAGGAUCACGACCUGAUUUGUUACUUUUGCAUUUGGCACGCAGAGUUCCUGACCAAACACGGUUUGAAUUUCGGGGCUGAUUAUUGGUGGCCUCAGGAUUUGGAUUAUUUGGACGAUGCGGCAAAAGAGCUAAGGAAAAGCUAUUUUGAUGGAAAAAUUGAGCAGUGCUGGGUUCAGUUGGAAAACGUUGAUGAUUUGGAGGGAGGCUCUGGAACUGAACAUGGACCUCAAACUGAGAAGAAAUUGAGGAAAUGUGUUUACUGUGAUAAAUCAUACAAAAAUAUCAAGAUAUUGGGAGAACACGUGAGGAACGCGCACAAAAAUGCCAUCAGGUGUGAAAAUCACUUGUGUGCUACCUACUUCCACACAAUUGAGGAGAAAGAAGAGCACGUCAAGAAUUUCCACGAGACGCCGAAAGAACGAAAAAAAAUCCAGUGCUAUUUUUGUGAAAAGGAGUUCCAGGGAUAUGAUAAGUACCACAGGCAUGUUCGACAUGUCCACACUGAAUUUCCGGUGAAAUGCUCUUUCCGUGGUUGCAUUAAAUAUUUUAAAACUGAUGAUGAAAUGAAGUCUCACUUUGACUCUUCUCACAAAGAAGAAGACGAGGACAAAAUCCACGAGUGCAAGCAUUGCAAGUUCAGAGCAAAGAAAAAAAGGGAUUUGGAAAGACACAUUGCUGCGAAGCAUUUGCCGAAAACAAUCAAGUGUGAAAAGUGCGACAAAUGGUUUUCUUCGCACAGAAAUCUUGGGUUCAAGUGCGAGCCAUGCAAGAAGUACUUCAAAAGUGCAAAAACCUUGAAUAUUCACUUGAAAUAUCAACACAGCGCUGCCAAUUUGAAGCAAUGCGCGCACUGUUCCAAAAGUUUCUCUCGUCUCAGGUCGUUGAAAUACCAUUUAGCUAUGACACAUAAUUUGAUCGAGUGUCAGUUUGAAUGUCAUUUGUGCAAGAAGAAAUUCAGCGGGAAAGCAAAAUUUCUGCCUCGCAAGUCACCAGAGUAG